Messenger RNA from Ostrinia furnacalis (Asian corn borer), 1325 nucleotides. Its product is annotated as tyrosine-protein kinase RYK-like. The annotation marks the transcript as partial. Lineage: Eukaryota; Metazoa; Arthropoda; Insecta; Lepidoptera; Crambidae. The record is from RefSeq and is a predicted model, not a curated record. Gene Ontology annotation, molecular function: ATP binding; protein kinase activity. Gene Ontology annotation, biological process: protein phosphorylation; positive regulation of phosphatidylinositol 3-kinase/protein kinase B signal transduction; positive regulation of kinase activity. The transcript is spliced from 9 exons. Gene Ontology annotation, cellular component: plasma membrane; signaling receptor complex.
GUCUGUCAGCAGUAGUGACGCACAACGAGACCGCUCGUUUAGCCGGUGACGCUUCUCGCGGGUCAAGCGGCGUGCUGUUCGUCGCUGGCGGCUGUGCAGCGGCUGCGCUGGCGCUGCUGGCAGCAGCGGCGGCCGCUGGCACGCUGUACAAGAGAGGCAGCAAGGCGAGGCACCAUGACUCUAUACACACAUCGUACACAACAGCAGCGUACGGCAGCCACCAGAACGUUCUCCUCCGCCUAGACACCCUCGGCCGCCCGCCCAGCUCCACCGGAUCCUACGCCACAAUCGCCAGCCUACACAAGUUCCCUUUUGGUAGUCGAAGAUCCCCGUCGCCGUAUGCGACCACGCACAUAGGAGAACACAUCUACGCCAAGCCCGAGUCACGGGUCUCUUAUUACGCUGCUUCUAAUCUCACGCAUGUUUCAACGCAAACGGUGGCCAAAGACCGCGUCACGGACCCAGCGGAGCAGCUUCGACUCCUGACCACAGUCCGGUCCAACAUUCGUUUGGAGAUUCUCAUACACGAAGGAACUUUUGGGAGGGUUUACAAGGGAGUCUUCAAGAAGGGAGAGACGUAUGAAGAAGUUAUUGUCAAGACUGUUUCAGAUGCAGCAUCAGCGAUGCAAGCGGCGUUGCUCGUAGCCGAGGGCCUGAGGCUGUAUGGGCUGGCUCAUGCUAACGUACUGUCGCCCAUGGCAGCGUGUGCUGAGGAAGCCAGACGACCGCUGCUAGUCUACUGCUGUGCUUCACAUUCUUCUAAUCUUAAGAGGUUCCUCACAUCAUGUCGGUUAGGGCAGCAGGCCGCUCCGGCCACAAGAGAACUGGUGGACUUGGGUGCGCAAGCGGCGUGUGGCCUGGCGUACCUGCAUGUGCAGCGGUUCAUACACGCCGACGUCGCGGCUAGGAAUUGCGUAGUCGACGAGAAAUUGAGACUGAAAGUGACUGACAACGGUUUGUCUCGGGACUUGUUCCCGGACGACUACCACUGCUUGGGCGACAACGAGAACAGGCCGGUCAAGUGGAUGGCUCCGGAGGCGCUGCUGCAGAACCAGUACAGCACAGCUACUGAUGUGUGGUCGCUGGGUAUCACUCUCUGGGAGUUGGCGACGCUCGGCGCUGCCCCGUUAGCUGAGCUUGACGCGGCUGACGUUGGGGCCUUCCUCAGUGGAGGAUACAGGCCCUCUCAGCCGCACAACUGCCCUGAUGAACUGUAUGGCCUCAUGUCCUGGUGCUGGACAUCAUCACCAACGUCCAGGCCCACCGCUCCUCAACUCUUGGCUGCUCUACACGACUUCAGACAAGCUCUUAGUACGUACAUAUAG